Messenger RNA from Oikopleura dioica, 2319 nucleotides. NCBI's taxonomy places the organism in Eukaryota, Metazoa, Chordata, Appendicularia, Copelata, Oikopleuridae. The record is from the annotation of a GenBank genome assembly.
AUGGCAAAUUCGAAUUCGGAUAAUGAGCUGGAAAUGGAAGUCAUCAAAGAAGCGCGCUUAGAAAAAGAAUCGACUGUUGAGCCACAGAAAUCAGUAGAUUUGAAAGACUCGGACGAAGACUCAGAUGAGCAAGAUUCAGAUGAUGACGAAGAUAUUAUAACGACGGGAACAGUGGUGAAGGAAGCCGACAUUCUCAUUCACCCCCGUGGCGGUUGUCCGAUUCAUCCAUUCAGAAAAACGUUCAAGGAGAAAAAGUCAUCGCGAAGAAUGAAAAGUUCUGCGAAAAAUGCUUCUGCUACAUUUGCGACAUUGAGGCAUCAAAAUGCGAUUAUUGGACCGAUGCAAAAGUACGUCAUUGUAAUGCGUACCACACGAAAGACGGGCUAUGGAGAUUUAUUCGCGAGAAAUAUAAAGAGCGAAAAGCGAAGAAAGAAAAUCUGUUGGCAAUUAAACGAGAUCUCCAUGAGCAGCGGAAACGGUUCAAAAAGAGAAAGAACGACUCAAGCGAAAGGAAGAAGAACGACAACAAAAAUCCAAAACCAAGAAGCGUUUACUUACCAAACUCAUGAAGCAUUUGAAGCCUAUGAAUCUACUGCACCGCCAGCUGCUGGAGUUACCUUGAAUGAUACAGAAACACUUCCAGACUUUUCUAAAACUCAGCCUGCAAAGCCAAAGAUUCAAAUGAAGAUAAAUUUCUCCAAAUCACUAGGCCAAAGCUCAGAACAGAUUGAUCAGGAUGACAAUGACGGUCUGACAGACCCAUCUGCUCCAAAGAAAAAACGGCCUGAGGAGAAGAGCUCUGAAGAAUCUCCAGAAAAGUCAAUUGCCCUUGCAAGAGUUCGAAAUGCGAGUGGAAAGUCAGGAGAGUACUCAGAUCUACCGCAUACGGCGGUGGCACUUCCAGAAGAUCAACUCAAACCUGCUGGUUCUGGUCUUUCAAACUCAAGUCUGAGCCAUUUGCAGCAAUGGCUCGCAUCAACAAAACACAACGCUAACCUUGAACUAAAGAAAGCCCAGGAAAAUUUAAAGGCGAUCGAAGCGCCUGGAAGAUCAACUGCUCACUUCAAAAAGCUCAGCGGUAUUCGAUUCCAGAGAGUUUAUGAUGAGAAGGAAGACGCAAGCAAAAAGAAUGAGCCAAAAAAGUUUCAUACGUCGAUUCCAUUUAAUUACAAUCAACGAGGCGGAGGUCCACCAUCAAGGGGAUUCGUUGAUCGAGGACGAGGAGCACCGCUGGGAAGGGGAGGUAUUCGAUUCGACAUUCGUGGACGCGGUGGAGGAUCCAAUACAAGUGGAGGAACAAGUCAAGGUGGAUUCACUUUCCGUGGAAAUAAUUCGCGAGAGGAGGAAGGCCGCCAUCAAGAGGCGAUUUUGGACGAGGAAGAGGGAAUGGAUUUUCUUCCCGCGGCGGCCCCGGAUUUUCUCGUGAUCCACCGCGGCGGGAAUCAUACGAAGAAGAAAAUCGUCCUCGAUAUGGAAGUGCUCCAAAUCCUCGUCGAGGGCCUUCCUCUUAUACAAGCUCGAACACUGGUCAAAGAAGACGAGAAAACGACAGGACACAAGGCGAUUACUCCCGUGGAGGUCAACGAGAUCAUCUGUCGUCGCGUGAUAGUCGCCCAAAUUCAACUCGGAACGUUCCGCGAUUUGACGAAGGAAGAAUCGACCGCCCCAUGGGACGACGCAGCGGUCCUCACUCAAGCGCCUAUGAUCAGCUUCUGCAGGACGUCGAUAAGCACCGUGAAAUCUCAAAGAAAAAACAAUGGGAAAAUUCAAAACUCGAUCGAGACAUUCAAGCAGAACUGCGGCGAACGGAAAGAAAAUCUGAGCCUAUUUUACUUGAAUGGCAGACGCUGCUCGAAAGCGACUGGCAAAAGAGGUGAAGCAGUUGAAGAAAAACCACUUGACUUGAUCUGGACUGAACCAGAUCCAGCGAACAUCCAAGAGUGGCACUAUUGCUUCGAGGGACCGAAAGAUACUCCGUACGAAGGCGGCUUCUAUCAUGGUGUUUUGAAGUUCCCCAACGAGUACCCUUUCAAGCCGCCUGCAAUCUAUAUGUACACGCCAAAUGGACGAUACAAGCAAAACACUCGAAUUUGCACUUCGUUCUCCGACUUCCAUCCCGAGUCCUGGCAAUCGACGCAAACCAUUUCAACAGUGCUAGUUGGACUCCUCUCUUUCAUGACUGAGGAAUGCCCCAACGCCAUCGGGGGCAUGCAAGAAUCCAAAAGUGAACGAAAGAAGAUGGCCAGGGAAUCUGGUGCCUUCAACAAACGGAACGAAAAGUUCUGCAAGCUCUUCCCCUAUCUUCUAGAACGAAUGUAA